Molecule: messenger RNA, 5907 nt
Organism: Myotis davidii
Lineage: Eukaryota; Metazoa; Chordata; Mammalia; Chiroptera; Vespertilionidae
Gene: MYH4
Product: myosin, heavy chain 4, skeletal muscle
Cellular component (GO): myosin complex
Molecular function (GO): ATP binding; cytoskeletal motor activity; actin filament binding
Source: RefSeq, a predicted model, not a curated record
CCUCCUCAAAAUUCCUUAAGUAGUUGUCUGCUUUGAGCCUGCCACCUUCUUCAUCUGGUAACACGAGAGGUACAACUGGUCCUGUGCUGUGUUGCCCUCAAUAAUCCGCAGCCAUGAGUUCCGACUCUGAGAUGGCAGUUUUCGGGGCGGCUGCUCCUUAUCUCCGAAAACCUGAAAAGGAGCGAAUUGAAGCCCAGAACAAGCCGUUUGAUGCCAAGAAUUCUGUCUUUGUGGUGGAUCCCAAGGAGUCCUAUGUGAAAGCAACAGUGCAGAGCAGGGAAGCAGGGAAGGUGACGGUCAAGACUGAAGGAGGAACUACUGUCACAGUGAAGGACGAUCAAGUCUUCUCUAUGAACCCUCCCAAAUAUGACAAGAUCGAGGACAUGGCCAUGAUGACUCACCUGCAUGAGCCCGCUGUGCUGUACAACCUCAAAGAGCGUUAUGCAGCCUGGAUGAUCUACACCUACUCGGGCCUCUUCUGUGUCACUGUCAACCCCUACAAGUGGCUGCCAGUGUAUAACCCCGAAGUGGUGUCCGCCUACCGAGGCAAAAAGCGCCAGGAGGCUCUACCCCACAUCUUCUCCAUCUCUGACAACGCCUAUCAGAACAUGCUGACUGAUCGUGAAAACCAGUCCAUCCUGAUCACCGGAGAAUCUGGUGCAGGGAAAACUGUGAACACCAAGCGUGUCAUCCAGUACUUCGCAACAAUUGCAGUUACUGGAGAGAAGAAGAAAGAAGAGCCUGCUUCUGGUGGCAAACUACAGGGGACCCUUGAAGAUCAAAUCAUCAGUGCCAACCCCCUACUGGAAGCCUUUGGCAACGCCAAGACUGUGAGGAAUGACAACUCCUCUCGUUUUGGUAAAUUCAUCAGGAUCCAUUUUGGUGCCACAGGCAAACUGGCUUCUGCAGAUAUUGAAACAUAUUUGCUUGAGAAGUCCCGAGUUACUUUCCAGCUAAAGGCUGAAAGAAGCUACCACAUAUUUUAUCAAAUUAUGUCCAACAAGAAACCAGAGCUUAUUGAAAUGCUUUUGAUCACCACCAAUCCAUAUGACUUUGCCUUUGUUAGUCAAGGUGAAAUCACAGUGCCUAGCAUUGAUGAUCAGGAAGAGCUGAUGGCCACAGAUAGUGCUGUGGACAUCCUGGGUUUCAGUGCUGAUGAAAAGGUGGCCAUUUACAAGCUCACAGGAGCUGUGAUGCAUUAUGGGAACAUGAAAUUCAAGCAAAAGCAAAGGGAAGAGCAAGCUGAGCCAGAUGGCACUGAAGUUGCUGACAAGGCAGCCUAUCUCCAGAGUCUGAACUCCGCUGAUCUGCUCAAAGCCCUCUGCUACCCCAGGGUCAAGGUCGGCAACGAGUAUGUCACCAAAGGCCAGACUGUACAACAGGUGUACAACUCCGUGGGUGCUCUGGCCAAAUCCGUCUACGAGAAGAUGUUCCUGUGGAUGGUCACCCGUAUUAACCAGCAGCUGGACACAAAGCAGCCCAGGCAGUACUUCAUUGGGGUCUUGGACAUCGCUGGCUUUGAGAUCUUUGAUUACAACAGCCUGGAGCAGCUGUGCAUCAACUUCACCAACGAGAAACUGCAACAGUUUUUCAACCACCACAUGUUCGUGCUGGAGCAGGAGGAGUACAAGAAGGAAGGCAUCGAGUGGACGUUCAUUGACUUCGGGAUGGACCUGGCUGCCUGCAUUGAGCUCAUUGAGAAGCCUAUGGGUAUCUUCUCCAUCCUGGAAGAGGAGUGCAUGUUCCCCAAGGCCACAGACGCCUCCUUCAAGAACAAGCUGUAUGAACAGCAUCUUGGAAAGUCCAACAACUUCCAGAAGCCCAAGGUUGUCAAAGGCAAGGUUGAGGCCCACUUCUCGCUGGUGCACUACGCGGGCACCGUGGACUACAACAUUGCCGGCUGGCUGGACAAGAACAAGGACCCCUUGAAUGAGACUGUGCUUGGCCUGUACCAGAAGUCUGGAUUGAAGACUCUGUCUCUCCUCUUCUCUGGGGCUCCAACUGCUGAAGCAGACAGUGGUGGUGGAAAGAAAGGUGCCAAGAAGAAGGGUUCUUCUUUCCAGACAGUGUCAGCUCUUUUUAGGGAGAAUUUGAAUAAGCUGAUGACCAACUUGAAGAGCACUCAUCCCCACUUUGUACGCUGUCUCAUUCCCAAUGAAACUAAAACUCCUGGGGCCAUGGAGCAUGAACUUGUCCUGCACCAGCUGCGGUGUAAUGGUGUGCUGGAAGGCAUCCGCAUCUGCAGGAAGGGAUUCCCAAGCAGAAUCAUUUAUGCAGACUUCAAACAAAGAUACAAGAUUCUAAAUGCAAGUGCUAUCCCAGAGGGUCAGUUCAUUGACAGCAAGAAGGCUUCUGAGAAACUUCUAGGUUCUAUUGACAUUGACCACACCCAGUACAAAUUUGGUCAUACGAAGGUUUUCUUUAAAGCUGGCCUGCUGGGAACUCUAGAGGAGAUGCGAGAUGAUAAGCUAGCUCAACUCAUCACACGCACUCAAGCCAUGUGCAGAGGGUUCCUGAUGAGAGUGGAGUUCAAGAAGAUGAUGGAGAGGAGAGAGGCCAUCUUCUGCAUCCAGUACAAUGUCCGCGCCUUCAUGAAUGUGAAGCACUGGCCCUGGAUGAAGCUGUAUUUCAAGAUCAAGCCCCUCCUCAAGAGUGCUGAGACAGAGAAGGAGAUGGCCAACAUGAAGGAAGAGUUUGAGAAAACCAAAGAUGAUCUGGUUAAAUCAGAGGCAAAAAGGAAAGAACUUGAAGAGAAAAUGGUUGCUCUGAUGCAAGAGAAAAACGAACUACAACUCCAGGUUCAAUCUGAAGCUGAAGGCUUGGCUGAUGCAGAGGAAAGAUGUGACCAGCUGAUCAAAACCAAAAUCCAGCUUGAAGCCAAAAUCAAAGAGGUGACCGAGAGAGCCGAGGAUGAGGAAGAGAUCAAUGCUGAGCUGACGGCCAAGAAGAGGAAACUGGAGGACGAAUGUUCAGAACUGAAGAAAGACAUCGAUGACCUUGAGCUGACACUGGCCAAGGUUGAAAAGGAAAAGCAUGCCACAGAGAACAAGGUGAAAAACCUCACAGAGGAGAUGGCAGGCCUGGAUGAAACCAUAGCCAAGCUGACCAAGGAGAAGAAGGCCCUCCAAGAGGCCCACCAGCAGACCCUGGAUGACCUGCAGGCAGAAGAGGACAAAGUCAACACCCUGACCAAAGCUAAAACCAAGCUAGAGCAGCAAGUGGAUGAUGUAAGUGUGAAAAACCCAGUGUUUUCCCUUAAGAUGAAAUAAAGAAUGUAACACAUAACCAUAAAUGAUGCUCAUAAACUUUUAAGUACUGUAAUUUCCCAAGAAUCCACAAUGGAUGUAGAAAAUGACAAACAACAACUUGAUGAGAAAAUAAAAAAGAAAGAGUUUGAAAUGAGCAAUCUACAAAGCAAGAUUGAAGAUGAACAGGCCCUUGGGAUGCAGCUGCAGAAGAAGAUCAAGGAGUUACAGGCCCGCACUGAGGAGCUGGAGGAGGAAAUCGAGGCAGAGCGGGCCUCUCGGGCCAAAGCAGAGAAGCAGCGCUCGGACCUCUCCCGGGAACUGGAGGAGAUCAGUGAGCGGCUGGAGGAAGCUGGUGGGGCAACUUCAGCCCAGGUUGAGAUGAACAAGAAGCGGGAGGCCGAGUUCCAGAAAAUGCGCAGGGACCUGGAGGAGGCCACCCUGCAGCACGAAGCCACGGCAGCCACCCUGAGGAAGAAGCACGCAGACAGUGUGGCUGAACUUGGGGAGCAGAUAGACAACCUGCAGAGGGUCAAGCAGAAGCUGGAGAAGGAGAAGAGUGAGAUGAAGAUGGAGAUUGAUGACCUCGCUAGUAACAUGGAGACUAUCUCCAAAGCUAAGAUAAACUUUGAGAAAAUGUGCCGCACACUAGAGGACCAGCUUAGUGAAGUGAAAACAAAGGAAGAGGAGCAACAACGCUUAAUAAAUGAAUUGUCAGCCCAGAGGGCACGCCUACAUACAGAAUCAGGUGAGUUUGCACGACAGCUAGAUGAGAAAGAUGCUCUAGUUUCUCAGCUAUCCCGAGGCAAACAAGCAUUUACACAACAGAUUGAGGAAUUAAAGAGACAGCUAGAAGAGGAGUCUAAGGCCAAGAAUGCUCUGGCCCACGCCCUGCAGUCCUCCCGCCACGACUGUGACCUGCUGCGGGAACAGUAUGAGGAGGAGCAGGAAGCCAAGGCUGAGCUGCAGAGGGCGCUGUCCAAGGCCAACAGUGAGGUUGCCCAGUGGAGGAACAAAUAUGAGACGGAUGCCAUCCAGCGCACGGAGGAGCUGGAGGAGGCCAAGAAGAAGCUGGCCCAGCGUCUGCAGGACGCCGAGGAACACGUGGAAGCCGUAAAUGCCAAGUGUGCCUCCCUUGAGAAGACGAAGCAGAGGCUCCAGAAUGAAGUGGAGGACCUCAUGCUUGAUGUGGAGAGAUCUAAUGCUGCCUGCGCAGCCCUGGACAAGAAGCAGAGGAACUUUGACAAGAUCUUAUCAGAAUGGAAACAGAAGCAGGAGGAAACUCAGGCUGAACUUGAGGCCUCCCAGAAGGAGUCCCGUUCUCUCAGCACUGAGCUGUUCAAGAUCAAGAAUGCCUACGAGGAAUCCAUGGACCAUCUUGAAACACUAAAGAGAGAGAAUAAGAAUUUACAACAGGAGAUUUCUGACCUGACUGAGCAAAUUGCAGAGGGAGGAAAGCAUAUACAUGAAUUGGAGAAAAUUAAAAAACAAAUAGAUCAAGAGAAGAGUGAACUACAGGCUGCCCUAGAGGAAGCAGAGGCAUCUCUUGAACAUGAAGAAGGCAAAAUCCUUCGCAUCCAACUUGAGUUAAAUCAGGUGAAAUCUGAGAUUGACCGGAAAAUUGCUGAAAAAGAUGAAGAAAUUGAUCAGCUAAAGAGGAACCAUCUCAGAGUGGUGGAGUCCAUGCAGAGCACCCUCGAUGCUGAGAUCAGGAGCAGAAAUGAUGCCCUGAGGAUCAAGAAGAAGAUGGAGGGAGACCUUAAUGAAAUGGAAAUUCAGCUGAACCACGCCAACCGCCAGGCUGCUGAGGCCCUGAGGAACUACAGGAACACCCAAGGAAUACUGAAGCUUGUGGAUGCUAAUGAGCGUCUGCAACUCUUGCACACCCAGAACACCAGCCUGAUCAGCACCAAGAAGAAGCUGGAAACAGACAUCUCCCAAAUCCAGGGAGAGAUGGAGGACAUUGUCCAGGAAGCUCGCAACGCAGAAGAGAAGGCCAAGAAGGCCAUCACUGAUGCGGCCAUGAUGGCCGAGGAGCUGAAGAAGGAGCAGGACACCAGCACCCACCUGGAGCGGAUGAAGAAGAACCUGGAACAGACGGUGAAGGACCUGCAGCACCGUCUGGAUGAGGCUGAGCAGCUGGCCCUGAAGGGCGGGAAGAAGCAGAUCCAGAAGCUGGAGGCCAGGGUGAGGGAGCUUGAAAACGAGGUUGAUAAUGAACAGAAGCGCAACGUGGAGACAGUCAAAGGUCUUCGCAAACAUGAGAGAAGAGUGAAGGAGCUCACUUACCAGACCGAGGAGGACCGCAAAAAUGUUCUCAGGCUGCAGGACUUGGUGGACAAAUUACAAACCAAAGUCAAAGCUUAUAAGAGACAAGCUGAAGAGGCUGAGGAACAAUCCAACGCUAACCUUGCUAAGUUCCGCAAGCUCCAGCACGAGCUGGAGGAGGCUGAGGAGCGGGCUGACAUCGCCGAGUCCCAGGUCAACAAGCUGCGGGUGAAGAGCCGCGAGGUUCACACAAAAGUUAUGAGUGAAGAGUAAUUCAUUCUAAUGCUGAAAGGUGACCAAAGAAAUGCACAAAAUGUGAAGUUCUUUGUCACUGUCACACACUGCUGUAAUAUCAGAGAAAUAAAAGCUGCAGAGAAUUUGCAAUCUAAAAAUA